Messenger RNA from Colletotrichum higginsianum IMI 349063, 330 nucleotides. RefSeq lists its product as uncharacterized. The transcript has 3 exons. The coding region runs from base 1 to 330 and encodes 109 amino acids. The record is from RefSeq and is a predicted model, not a curated record. NCBI's taxonomy places the organism in Eukaryota, Fungi, Ascomycota, Sordariomycetes, Glomerellales, Glomerellaceae.
AUGACAGCACUAGCAGCAGUUCUUCUGCUCACUUGGGCCGCGCUCGCCACCUCGGCGGACAAGUACUAUGUUAUCCGCCGCACCGACGAGGUGCCCCCUGGGUCGAUGGAGGACUCGGGCAAAAUGGCCGUCACUGGUCCCGUCAUCGAGGGCGGCCCGAACACGACCCUCUACAAGACCGAUCGAGAGGUCUACGACCAGAUUCUGGCGUUCAACCCGCACACAUUCGACGACGUCGCCGUCGGCACCACGCCUGUCCCUAAGCGCGGCCUUCCGGGGCCCAAGCGCCUGGUCCAUCUGUCGAGGAAGGAGACCCUGGCUGACAUUUGA